Molecule: messenger RNA, 2437 nt
Organism: Pyricularia grisea
Lineage: Eukaryota; Fungi; Ascomycota; Sordariomycetes; Magnaporthales; Pyriculariaceae
Exons: 3
Coding region: 316-1695 (459 amino acids)
Biological process (GO): RITS complex assembly; regulatory ncRNA-mediated heterochromatin formation; regulation of transcription by RNA polymerase II
Cellular component (GO): SAGA complex
Source: RefSeq, a predicted model, not a curated record
CUUGCAACAUUCAUCAUCACAAACGCCAACAUAAACAAUCCCAUCGACGACAUCUCUUAAUCAUCACAUCUCCCGAAGCGCAACUCUCACGAAGAACCCCCGACGACUCUUAGAUAUAGUACGAAUCCGAUCGAUUAACGCCGUCAGCACAGCGAACAGGAUCUGACGCCGAUUCCGGUGCGCAAGCCGACCAACCGUCUGGUCGAGUUCCAUUUCCCUCCCCCCGGGGGCGGCAGGCCACUUAAUUUUUGCGCUCGUGCCGGCGCGCUGCGCAUCAAAAUCUCCCCUGGCUUGUCCGCGUCCUGCCCGUGAAAGAUGCCGGACGCGGCAUCGCGCAAGGGCUUGACUGCGUCGCCGUCGCAAAACAAUGUCUCUGCGAACAAAAAGGCCGCAAAAGCCACUGGCGAAGAGGCAACCAUCAAGGUCGCCUCGAAGAAGGAGCCCAGGACGCCGGCAAACGGCCCUGCGAAGCUCAAGCGGCCAAUACCAAAGCUGAGCGGGAUCGGGAACUGGCGUGAUGCGACUAUCGUGAAUGUCGAGAAGAAAAAGUCAAAAGCCAACGCAGCGAGCGCCAAAGCGAGGAAUAAAUCGCCCGGCCCGGUGGUGAAUCCGACCGAGGAGAACUCGCAUGAGACGUUCGAGACAAGUUCUCCAGCACUCGACAGUCCCGGAUUGCAGCAAUGUAAGCACUGCAAGAAGAGCAUGUCUGUGGCGAGAUCUCCGGCGCAUAUUGCCGUGUGUCUCAAGGUCAAGAAAGAGAAGGCCCAGCGCAAAAAAGAGGCUCGAGAGGCUCGCGAACGAGCAAAGGAAGCAGCUGCCCGAGAGGAAGAAGCGCGCAAGGCCGAGGAGGAAGGCGGCGGCGAUGACAGUAGCGAUGAUGACGACGACGACAAGGGAGCUGGUGGUGGCCCGGGCGGCAAAACCACCAAGAAGGCGGCAGGGAAGAAGACUGCGGGCGACGACUCCAAGGGCAAGAAGCGCAAGGCAGAUGGAGAUCCGGAUAGCAAGGGAGGUCCCAAGGCGAAGAAGAAGAAGGACGAGCCAAAGCCCAAGACUGCGAAGCCUAAGGGGCCCGUGGAUGUCGAAAGGCAGUGUGGUGUUCUCACGCCCACCGGCCAGCCUUGCGCUAGGUCCCUCACAUGUAAAACCCACAGCAUGGGUGCCAAGAGGGCGGUUCCUGGACGUUCGCUGCCAUACGAUAUGCUGCUGGCGGCUUACCAGAAGAAGAAUCAAGCAAAACAGCAGAAGGCUGCGCUGGAUGCCAACGCACCACUGGAGGACGACGACGAAGCCAAUGCAGGUCCCAUAGACUCGGAUGAGGAAACCAACCUGGUCAUGUCGGCGCUUGCAAAAUGGAAGCCACAGCCCGUGGUUCCCCAGCCUAUUCAUAUUCCGAUCAAGCGGCAAUAUCAACUAGCGCGCCUCAACGAGCAACUCCACACAGCCACCAACGGCGGACGCACCAACAUAUUCAAAGUGAAUGGCUUCGGCGCCCAACGACUACCAGACGGCCACCCUGGUUUGAUGGACAGUGAAGAUGCGCCCGGCGAAGAGGAUCCCGUCUUGUUUGGUGGCAGGGCCAGCAGCAUGGGCGGCGAUGCUUCCAGGAGAUCAUCGACUUUCAGCAUGUCGAUGCCUCAGGCGCAUGCACACACGGCACCGAGGCAAAAUUCGAUCGUUGCAGGGCGUGCAUAGGUUGAUUCCUGAAUCGAGCACUUGGUACCGGUUGUGUUCCAGCCCGGCAACCCAAGGGACACCCGAUCCUUCAAUCAUCCUUGAGAUGUAGUGAGCGGCCGCUAGCUGUCGACGGUCCGACAGACGAACAAGGCUGUUCCUAGUUAUUGUUUUUAUUUUUAUCCUAUUUACUAUGUCUUAUCCCUGAACUCUGUGGCGCACUUACAGCCACAAGCCAAUGGGGCAAGGCGCUUCGUCAUUUCCGGCAAGAGAUGGUAACAGCAUCACAAGUGUUAUUGGAUGGGAUCGACUUUGCAAAGCAUUCACUGCUUUUAUAUUCAGAUUUACUCUGCGGUACACAGAUUGACACGGUCCGCAAUUGUUUUGUACACUGAGACGUUUGGCGCACAUCGGAUGGAGCGGUGGGGGAUUUCUUUUUUUUUUUCGCUUUUUUUGGGUUACAUUACGAGAUAUCAAUGGGCACAUGGCGGUUUUGACUCACGCUUAUUUUGUACGUUUGUAUCAUGGCUUUGUCUCUUUUUUUCUUUCUCUCCUCGUUCCCGGAUCAGGGUUUUGAUAGGCGGUUGGAAUGACAUGAAUUUUCCAAUCGCGGUGUGGUGUUGGUUCCUUUUCCUAGGUACUUGCAGAGCUAACUAGGCCAGUUAUAUUAUUCCCACUGGCCGAUUUCAUGAUCAGAGCCGGAUAUAAGUGCUCGUAGGCUCUGACGGCAGGGCUACUAGUCGGCUAAACAAGCUGUUACAGC